AUGUUAUCUCGAUUCUUGAAUGUACCCUCGAAAGGUUCUACGACUACUUCACAAACAUCCGGUUGGCGACCAUUAUACCUACGAAAACGAAUUUUGAUACUUUUCCUUCUCACCUUCGCUGCAAUUAUUGCCGCCCUCGAAGUACUAUAUCAAUCAUCGGAAGCCCGCAAUGGCAUAGCUACUUCUACCCAAGAUCGCCAUUACCUCUGGACAUAUGGACCCACCGCUAUUCUUACGAUUGUCGCUGCGUUCUGGUCGCGAGUUGAAUUCCAGACAAAACAGAGUGCACCAUGGCAGGCAAUGCUUGAAGGUCCCCAACCGGCUGAAAAAAGCGUGUUACUUGAUUAUAUAUCUGAUUUGCAACCGGUGGCAAUAUGGAACGCCCUCAAAAACAAACAUUUCGCUGUGGCAUCUGGUGUAUCAUGCUCGUUACUGCUACGGCUUCUUAUCAUCUUCUCGACCAGUUUGUUUUCUUUGAAAGAGGUUCCCGUUAAGAGAAACAACGUCCCUAUACAACUGUUCAACAUCUUUAGCGCUCAAGACUCAAAAAUAGAGACCGUCGGCUCACAACCCUACGAUAUCCUCAAUGGGAUACUCUUCGAAAACGUCACAUAUCCUAUAGGAACAUCUGAGAACUUGACGUUCCAAGAAUUUUCGGCCCCAAGUCUCCCAGAAAAUGCGGUGAUAACUACACCGAUCAAUGGUAUGAUGGCCGAUCUUGACUGUGAGCCAGCUAGCCUGGAAAUACGGACUCUCGACUAUCUAGCGGAUGAAGAUGGCCGGUAUUCGACAAAUUUUGAUGUCGGAAUAUCGACCCCGGCGUGCAAGAUCGCCAAUAUAAGCCUGCUAUCGGGUGAAAAAACCCAAACCGCCUACUUCAAAGGGGGCAGAUGCAAUGGAAUCAGUGGAUCAGAUGGAUAUCGUAUCGUGCUGACGAUGGCCGCGCCCUAUGAAAUCAAUUCGACCUCUGCGGAACCCCCCAACAACAGCUCGACUGACGCCAAAAAGACUUGGAAAACGGUACACCUCGGAUUAAAAAAGUCGAUUUCGAUGAUAUGCAAGCCAAAACUGUCGUUUCUUAAGCUACAAGCCGAAGGCAAUGCAACCGAAUCGUCUUCCGCUGUUGAUAUCAAAAUAAUGGAGUCGGAGGUUGCUAAUCUUCCAGGCAUAACCGCCGGAGAUAUUGCCGAGUUUGUAAUCAAAAACUCGACAGCAACCACCGGAUUCAGACCAGUCGAAGAUAGUUUGGAAUUCGAGUAUUAUUCGGCGAUUGACAGAGGGUUUAACCUUGGGCUACAUCUCAUCGAUGCAAACCUUACGGUCGAUAGCCUGUGGCAGGAUGGAAUUCUUGAGAGCUCGGGUAAAGCAUUUUAUCGCUCGAUUACAGCCUUGCUGAUACACAUGGGUCUCACUCAUACAAAGCAGUCGACAGCAGUUGGAGUUGCAAUCGUGCAAGAAAAUCGAGUGGUGAUGGUACAAUUACCCCUUCGCGGGAUGGAGGCAUGUCUCGGAUUUGGUAUACUACUGGCAAUUUCUAUGAUUUUUAUUUUGCCGAAUACACCAAUAGCUGCCUGGAAUACGAACCACUUAUCUGCAAUGGCGGCGAUAACAGCAAAUAGCACCGCUUUUCGAUCAGCUCUCUCAGGCACUGGAGUGACUUCUCACAAGAAACUUCAAACUCGCCUUGUGGAUAAGGAUUAUUUCUUGGAGCCAACGGAUAAAGGCACUUCCGUUGGAAUUCUAGAGAUCGGGCACCGAGAAUCACAACCCGACUCUCCAUUUGGCACUGAAUAUGUUCCAUGGAAGCCAUUCCCCGGAAUUAUCGGCCGAAUCAUCAUAUUUGUCUUGAUCCUGUCGGCAAUUGCGGUUCUAGAGAUAUUGCUACAUGUUUCACAAAACCAGGAUGGUCUCGGAGAUGCACAUUCGAACGAUGAAUAUAUGCACUACUUGUGGACCAUUAUUCCUGCCCUGAUAAUGGUGGGAAUCGGUCUUUUUUUUGGAAGCCUGGAUUUCAACAUCAGAUGCCUCGCUCCAUACGCUCCACUAAGCCGACCAGAAGGAACUGCCUUUGAGCGUUCGAUGGGCCUGAGUUUUCUGGAUUCACUUGGUCUGACCAAUGGUCUUCGAUCUAUCAGCUCUCGACAUUUUGCGGUUCAAGCAACGACCCUAGCUACCGCCGCUUCUUUGUUUCUGACUAUUAUUACUAGUGGUUUGUAUUCAGUGAAUGAAGUUCCCACCCAAAGCCAGGCCAACUUUACGCGAGUUGGUGGCUUUCCAGAUCCCAGAACAAUAGCUGGACCUCAACGCCUGAUGAAUGAAGCUAAAGAAGUUGACGGUAUGUUCACUGCCGAAUAUAUUCUUCAAUAUAACUUCUCCUAUCCUCGUUGGACGUACGAGGAACUUGCCUUUGCGGAAAUCUCUAUGGAUGGGCUUCCGGGGACCGAAAACCUAAACGGUUCGUUCGUGGAUAUCAUCGUACCGGCUGUGAGGCUUGCACCUGUCUGUCAUCAAUAUACAGCCGAAGAGCUGCAACCAAGCUUCCGCUUUUAUGAUGGGGAUGGGACGACUGGGAGCUACUACCUCACUAUUAACCAGACCACUUUGGCCUGUCCUGGCAAUAACACCAAUAGCUAUGGCAACAUUUCAGUACUCAGUAUCCAGGACAUUAAUCCUCAGCCUUUUGGAAAGUCAUUUGAAAGCCAGUGCCACUUCGAAACAGAGAACAAUAAUGGCGUCAUUGGUGCAUCACACUACACAACAUCCUAUGUUUGGGGCUAUUUCAACUCAACCUCUAUUCAACAUAUCACCGGCCUGUAUUGCAUUCAAUAUGCAGAGUUAGUCGAUGUCCGCACGCGUUUCCUCUUGCCAGGGAUGGAAAUUGAUGAGAACAACCCGCCGGUUCCCGACGAGUCUUCAGCCAGGAAAGCAGAGGAUCUAUACACUCCGAUCCCCGAGUGGUGGAUCUUGAAUUCGAAUGGUCAAUAUCCCGAGUUUGAUGGGUUUUUCCAAGAUCUUACUUCGGGGAGAUACGCAAUUUCUGUCGACAAUUUUCAAAGAGAAGAGCACAACCAAAAUGUGGCUGAAGCAAUCCAACGCCAAUACAAAAUCAUCACCGCGCAACAAUUCAAUAAUUAUACUCGUGGGACCGCAAACAACAGCAUCCAGCAUGAACCAUUACUUGGAAAUAUUACGAGUUCAAAUCGGCUACGCGUUGUUCAAGAUGUGACUUCUACGCGUAUUCUAGAAGCGCUUUUGGCUUUCAUGCUUGCAUUGGGUAUUCUGGGAUCGGUCCUCUUGAAUACAGAUCGCAUUCUCCCGAAGAAUCCUUGUAGCAUCGCAGCAAUCACAAGUCUUCUAGCAGAUUCACAGAUCCCAGAUGAGUUUCUGAGAGGGGCCUGGGAUCCAGAUUCCAAGCAACUCGCCCAGACUUUUGCCGGUCAUCGUUUUCAUCUUGGUUGGUGGGAGAAAGAGAAUGAGGAAGGCAGCGAGGCCGAUGGAAAAUUCUUCGCCAUUGAUCAUGCUCCGACAGGCAAGGUAGUCUGA
Molecule: messenger RNA, 3543 nt
Organism: Penicillium manginii
Lineage: Eukaryota; Fungi; Ascomycota; Eurotiomycetes; Eurotiales; Aspergillaceae
Product: DUF3433 domain-containing protein
Exons: 1
Coding region: 1-3543 (1180 amino acids)
Source: RefSeq, a predicted model, not a curated record